Messenger RNA from Erythranthe guttata (spotted monkey flower), 2086 nucleotides. It is a transcript of the gene AFP1, whose product is annotated as ABI five binding protein. NCBI's taxonomy places the organism in Eukaryota, Viridiplantae, Streptophyta, Magnoliopsida, Lamiales, Phrymaceae. The record is from RefSeq and is a predicted model, not a curated record. Gene Ontology annotation, cellular component: nucleus. Gene Ontology annotation, biological process: negative regulation of DNA-templated transcription; response to abscisic acid; signal transduction.
ACACACACACAAGACAGGCCAUCACACGCUCUCUCUCUCUCUCUCUCUCUCCUUUGCUUCUCUCUCCUUUUUCUAUUUUGGGCCAAUUUUAUUGAUUUCUAUUGAAAUAUUUCCCAUUUAGGACACAGCCAAUUUUUUUUUUCUCUUGCCCAGCUCUAAUUGUUUUUCGAUUUUUUGAUUUUAGCCUUCUUAAUCUUGGUGCUUCCUCUUCCUCCAUCUGUUUUAAAAAUUUUGUUGCAAGAAUCUGUGGAUUUCCCGAAAAUAAAAAUCCAAUCUUGGGACCAAUUAUUUCAUACCUCUGUAAUAUGCAGUUAAAAAUCAGAUUCUUGCAUCUGGGCUUGUCUGAAUCAGAUCAUGGCGUGCUCCAACAACAAGCACACACACACCGCUGCAAGUUGAGUUAAGGCCACACUUACCUACAGUAAGCACUCUUUUUCUAUGGGGGAUGGUGAAGGCAGCAAGAACAUUUCAAGAACACCGGGAAUGGAGAAUCUCUCCUUGGGCAUUUCGUCGAACAUGUCGUCUGCGUCAAGGGACCUGCUGAAGAGAUUCAUGGGCGUCGCUGCCGUCAAAGUGGAGGCGGCGGAGGACGACGAGGAGGAAGGAAUCGAGUUGAAUCUCGGGCUAUCCUUGGGGGGGAGAUUCGGUGUCGACAAGUACACGAAACUGUCGAGAUCCUCCUCCAUAGCUAGCUGCUUGCCGGUGGUUCGGGACGACAGCGAUGCGGCGGCGGCGGCGCCGCCGCCCGCGGCGGCGUACGCGGGUUUGUCGAGAAGCUCGUCGCUGCCGGUGGAGACGGAGGAGGAGUGGCGGAAGAGGAAGGAGCUGCAGACGCUGAGGAGGAUGGAGGCGAAGCGGAGGCGGUCGGAGAAACAGAGGAAUUCGAAGAGUUCCGAUAAAGAAGGCGGAAGCUUGAGUUUGGAGGAGAAGAAGGAAAUUGAGAUGAAUUUGAGGGGUAGGUUGGAGAGAGAGAAGUCUUCUUCUCUCUCAUCUGUGAAGCGACCCGGUUCGUCGUCUGGCGGGUCGCAAUUCGGGUCGUGGGCCGCGGCUGCUGCUGCGGCUAAUCAGGCCAUUAUCAGAAGUGGGAUUGAUGCGGCAAUGGCGAAAGGGAAGGGUAGUUGUGUAAAUGUUGGGAAGAUGCAGGGACUGCUACGGAAACAAGCUUCGAUUGGAUCUGUCGAAUCGAAAGGGGGGAGUUCGUCUACUGUCUCGGAUUUGGAGAGUAAAACUCUACAAGGAUCGAGUGGCGAAGUGAGCCCCGCGAGCAUCCAAUCCAUGCAAGAAUCGGCCAAUCUGGACACUCGAUCCUCGACAACAAAUGCAAGAGGGAAUACGAGUAAAGCGGCGGGGCCCGACAAAGAUAGUAGUACCCCAAAGAAGCCGGAAGCUUCUAGAACACGAGGGAAAGAAAUCGGAACGAACUCAUUGGAGGAGAUGCCAUGUGUCUUCACGAAAGGAGACGGACCCAAUGGGAGAAGGGUGGAGGGUAUACUGUACAGAUACGGUAAAGGUGAAGAAGUGAGAAUAAUGUGCGUUUGCCACGGAAGCUUCCAUUCGCCCGCCGAGUUUGUGAGGCACGCAGGUGGGACCGACGUGGAUAAUCCGCUCAAGCAUAUUGUUGUGAACCCUAACUCUUCUUCCAUGGUGUAAGUGCAUGAAGAAAGAUGAAGUGGGAUGAAAUUAAUGAGAGUUACUUUUUUUUUUUUUCUUUACGAAACUUAUUUAUGCUCGUGUUUUCACGAGGGUUAUUUUAGAAGGUUAAGCAAUUAAUUAAUAGUUUUUUUUUAAAAUGAAUUUUUAAGAUUGCAUUGAUUAACUUGUGGAGGAUCGAGUUUUUUAGGCCGGGAAUUUGUUCGUUGAGCAGAAUAUAGCUUAUAUAGACAUAUUAUUGCUGGUUUAAUUGUUCUGAGAUAUCGAUGAUGCUCGAAAAUUUGUCCCGAAGACUCGGUAAUGGUUUUUAGUAUAUUAACUCGAGUUCUUAGUCAUGAUGCGAGUUUUAUUAGCUCAAUAUUGUGUUCCUUGCGCUUGAAUGUGUGCAAGUGGAGAAGGAACUCAUUUUGUUUAUAUUGAUUGAUUGAAUCAUAAC